Anopheles bellator is the source of this 2523-nucleotide messenger RNA. RefSeq names its product patj homolog. Lineage: Eukaryota; Metazoa; Arthropoda; Insecta; Diptera; Culicidae. Gene Ontology annotation, molecular function: protein binding. The record is from RefSeq and is a predicted model, not a curated record. Bases 1 to 2523 code for a protein of 840 amino acids. The transcript is spliced from 2 exons.
AUGGUGCUCAGUACUGAGUGGUCUCAAGUAGAGAUAAUAGAUUUGAUCAACGAUGGUAACGGACUUGGUUUCAUGCUGGUCGGUGGCCGAAGCACGGGUGUAGUGAUCAAGGCUCUCAUACCGGGCUCGGUGGCAGAACGGGAUGGUCGUUUACAAAGCGGCGACCAUGUGCUGCAGAUCGGAGAAGUCAAUUUGCGUGGCUUUAACUCGGAGCAAGUGGCUACUGUGCUGCGCCAGUCUGGCCAGCAAGUGCGACUGAUCGUGGCGCGGUCGGUAGAGCCGACCUCGCCGGAUUAUAAGGCUCUCGCCAGCCAUGCCCCAAUCAUUCCGACCAAGAUGCUAACCGACCCCGACGAGCUGGACAGGACAUUACUUCAGACGGCCGGUUACACACCUGGGGUGUUCCUGCAGUCAUCCGCUUCCAUUGGGUCUGCCUUUGCCCUCGACAACCGUACUAACUGCCCAACACACAUUGAAGUCGUAGCAGUUAACCACAGAGCGUUCGAAGCCGCCAGUUGCCUCGAGACCUUAGCACUAAUGGGAAACGGAAGAACCGCAUCGCUGGUAUCAGGCAACGGAGUAGUGGCACAUCAUCAUUCUUCGACUAUUAUCCAAGACGGCGGUGGAGGCGGAGUGGCUGGCAGUGUAAAUAAAGAAUUACAGCACGAAUGUACCGAAAGACAAGCGGAAACGAAAAUGACCCCAGAGUCACCCGAGACAGAGACAUACGAAGUGGAGUUGCACAAGAACGUAUAUGGGCUCGGUAUCACUGUCGCAGGGUACGUAUGCGAGGAGGAAGACCUUUCCGGUAUCUUCGUAAAGAGUAUCAUCGAGGGGAGCGCUGCAGAAGUGAGCGGUAGAAUAGCAAUUAACGACCGGAUCGUGGCGGUAGACGGACGCUCGUUGGCCGGCGUCACUAACCAUCAGGCGGUGGAGUUGCUCCGUAACACUGGCAUCGUCGUUCGGCUUAUGCUGGAGCGGUUUCUGCGUGGCCGUAAGUAUGAGCAUCUUCAAGUGGCGCUUAUCGACCCUUCGUCGAAACCGUGUCUCACCACGGUUCGGAACAAAAUCACGCCCCCAGUAUCCUGUCAACCGAUGAUCGAACGCGGUUACAUACUAAACGGCGGAGUUGACAGCGGUGCUAACGACCAUGCUGCAGAGUCCACCGCACACAUCACGGAACUAUCCCAUUCGCAGCACUCACUUUCGCAUUGCUUGUCACAGUGCACCUCGUUACGCUGCUCGAUCAUGCAAUCGCCAUCGGUGACGACGCUCUCCAUCUGUCCUGCUCGCUCCGACGCCGACUCUGUAGUGACGGAAUGCGGCGUCGAACCUGAGCUGGAAUCAGGUUCGACAUUUGACUCCAGCGUGUUUGUGCUUGAAAACGGUAGUGAAUUGUCGUUCGGCGGGUGCGGGGGCGUUAACGGCGGCAACGAUAGUAAAUCACGCUUAAACGGCGAGGAGUAUCCCAGCCCAGACACUGAAGGGGCAGAGACAUUAUUUAAGAAUGGUGUGACGGCAUUGGCACUAUCGAGUACGUUAAUCGUUGGUCCUAUCGCGCAGUCUCCACUGCCAGCACCAACGAAUGGCGACAGUAGUGGUAGCUGUGGUACGCCGACUACGGCGGGAGCGGCAAACCGAAGGAAAAGUGGUGAUGACACAGAUGACGACCUGGUGCUGGAGCGAUGGUCUCGCGAAAUCCCACAAAGUCAGAUCGUCAUGGCUGAUAUUCGUAAGCUGGCCGGUCUCGGCAUCAGUCUUGAAGGUACGGUUGAGGUGGAGUGUGGCGUGGAGCUGCGACCCCAUCAUUACAUCCGCUCGAUACUGGAGGAUGGCCCGGUCGGGCGCAACGGUUCACUCAAACCGGGAGACGAACUAUUGCAGGUGAACGAGCACCGGCUGCAGGGUCUACGGCACAUCGAGGUUGUCAAGAUCUUGAAGGAGCUGCCAGCGCAGGUUCGGGUGAUUUGCGCACGUGGCAGUUCGCCACCGACUGUUAUCAACACGUCGCGCAACGCGGAAGCAUUUGAGGCGCGGAGCCUGUUGGCCGGUGGGCUGCAGAGUUUACAGUAUAUUCAGGGCAUCCUCACGAAGGCACAGUCCGAGAGCUCGCUCUACACAUCCAGCACAGCAACCCUUACCGACCAGCAGCGAUCAAAGUCGAUGGAACAGGUGUCCGGGCUGGCGCUUUGGACCAGCGACGUACUGUACUGUGACAUCGAAAAAACCGAGCGUGGGUUCGGGUUCUCAAUUCUCGACUAUCAGGACCCGCUCGACACCGACGGCACGGUGAUCGUAGUGCGUGGCCUUAUUCCGGGCGGUUCGGCCGAGGCCACCAACUUCAUCUUUCCCGGCGAUCGACUUGUAUCUGUCAACGGGCACAGUCUGCAAAGUGCCAGCUUGGACCAGGCAGUAAGUGUUCUGAAGGGUAUACCACUCGGAACAGCGUGCAUCGGAUUGUCCCGGCCGCUCUCGGCUUCCGACAACAAUCUCUCCUCUGCGCCAGAAACGCCCACCGCCUAG